This is a messenger RNA of Magallana angulata, 1766 nucleotides long. RefSeq lists its product as uncharacterized. Gene Ontology annotation, molecular function: DNA endonuclease activity, producing 5'-phosphomonoesters; nucleotidyltransferase activity. The record is from RefSeq and is a predicted model, not a curated record. The transcript has a single exon. The coding region runs from base 76 to 1110 and encodes 344 amino acids. Lineage: Eukaryota; Metazoa; Mollusca; Bivalvia; Ostreida; Ostreidae. Gene Ontology annotation, biological process: DNA replication.
UUCAAAAGCGCGAAACAGUGUAUAUUGGAUAAUACUUGUACGACUAUAGUAUAUGAAAAAUUCUUAAAAUAAGCCAUGGCAUUCAACUGGUGCUUUACCCUGAACAACUACACAGAAGAGGAAUAUCAAGAUAUCCUAGGAAGCAUAGACAAACUAAACUAUAUCAUUGUUGGAAAAGAAGUUGGAGCAGAAGGAACUCCACACCUACAAGGGUAUCUACAACUCAAAAAGAAAUCCAAGCUACCAGCCCUCAAGAAAAUAAAUAAUAGAGCCGACUGGGAACCAGCAAGAGGAAGUCCUGAUGAAAAUGUAAAUUACUGCAGUAAAGAAAAAAACUUCAAAGAAAUUGGAACAAUCCAAAGACGAGAGAAAAGAAAAUGUGACAUGCAAAAAGCAGUAUUUCAAACCAUAGAAAAGAAAAGCAAAGAAGAACUCUUUAAAAUAAAUAAACAUGGAGCCAGAUAUAUCGUCAACGUGAAGAAAAUCAUAGAACUACCAAAUGAAAUAGAAGAUGAAAGACAGGAGACCAAGAGAAAAGAAUCAUUCAUGAAAAAAGAACUUAGACCAUGGCAAAUAGAAGCUGUAAAAAAACUAGAAGAACAAGAUGACAGAAAAAUCCUAUUUGUAGUAGACAGAGAAGGAAACACGGGAAAAACUUUCUUAGCCAACUGGUUAGAAGCAGUAAAACAAGCAAGAGUCCUAUCAAACAUGAAAAGUGCAGAUGCGAAAUACCUAAUGGAAAGCGAAGACCAGUUUGUCGUUUUUGAUUUGGUAAGAAGCAGUCUUGACUAUGUAAACUAUGGGGUCAUGGAAGAAAUAAAGAAUGGAUGUUUCACAAGCACAAAAAAUGAAUGCAGAAGAAAAGUCUAUGAAAGAGUGAUGAAAGUAGUUGUAUUCAUGAAUCAAUAUCCUGAUGAAACUAAACUGUCUAGAGAUAGAUGGGAUAUAAUGGAUUUAGAUAAAGAAAAAGUUGAAGGCCUUCGGCAACAUGCCUCAAGCAGCCAGGGGGAACGCCCCGGGACCCCCCGUUCGGUGGUGUCUCAAGCUUCUGAAGAUUCUGUUGAAAAAAUUAUAAACCAGAUUGAUAACUUGUUGGCCAGUUACAAUUAAAAGAAAUAAGGCAUUAAAAUUGUGUUGUCAACAGUACAAGAAAAAAUGAACUGCUUUUGUAUCAGUGUAUUUUAUUAAAAAGUCUGUAAGUAACAUAGGUAACCAUGUCACAAGACAGGUGUCACGGUGUGAAAUUCAAUCUUUCGGACUAUUUUUAAUUAUUGUGUAAAUUAUGUUUUUCGGACUUUGUGUUAAUUGUUACAAAAACUUUUCAUCUAUUUCGACAACUGUUUUAUAAACGUUAUAAAUUCCGCGCAGCAUUAAUCCCACCUGAGGCACAAUCAGUGAUGGACAGCUAAUCUUUUAAUUGACUUCUGUUUAUGUUUAUUGACACUUAAGCUUCUUUCAUCUUAUUAAUCCUUUUAUGUACAUGCUGCUUAAAUGUCCCGAGUUACUCAAUAGCUGUUUGAUAAUUGAUUUACUUACAUCUGUACUUCUUAUGUUAAUCCUUCAUUGUGUUGUUCCAUUGUUUAUUAUAUAUUAUUCUGAAUUGUAAAUUAUAGUCAGUUGGAAUCAGACCUUCGGUGCUGAUGCAUACCAAACUCAUGUAAAAGUAUAUUUCAUGUAAAAUCUAUAUUAAAGUCUGAAAACUAAAACGCGUGUUGGCUUGUUUGAGGUUUCAUGAGGCAGGGUCCAACAACAAGAGAAUAAGCUCA